AUGUCAUCUGAGCAAUACGUCCUCUUUGAUCUCCCAAGCCGAGAUCCUGUCGGUGCUUGGUCUCUCAACCCAUGGAAGACUCGAUUUCUCUUGAACUUCAAGGGAAUCGAUUACAAGACCGAAUGGCUCGAGUACCCCGACAUCAAGCCCACUCUUGAGCCUCAUGUCCCCGCCAACCCAUCCACUGGAACAUGGACCAUCCCAACCGUCAAGUUCCCCAAUGGAGAAUACAUAAUGGACUCCAACGCGAUUCUCGAGCGCGUCGAGAAGGACCACCCUGAGCCCUCCAUUCACAAGGACUCACCCGUCCUCGCCAAGCUCUUCUCAAUCAUGCCAAAUAUUAUGGGCGCCCUUCGUCCUGUCUACUUCUACACCGUGCCCAACAACAUCCUCAGCGAAAAGAGCGUCCCUUACUGGCACGAGACACGAUCCAAGAUGGCCGGCCAGCCUAUUGAUGAGCUUCACAAGGAGAAGGGCGGCCAACAGGCUUGGGAUAACGCCAAGGCACAUAUCCACGAGGUUGAGGCUCUGUUGAAGGAGAACUCAGAGGGGCCUUUCUUCUUGGGAAAGACUCCUAGCUAUGCUGACUUUGUCUGGGGUGGCUUCUUGAUCUUCAUGCAGCGUAACAACAUCAUUGAGGAAGUGUACAAGAUCAGUGGUGAUAGCCAGCUGCACAAGGACCUUCUCGAGGCUACCGCUCCCUGGCACAAGCGAAAUGACCACUGA
Fusarium musae is the source of this 726-nucleotide messenger RNA. RefSeq lists its product as uncharacterized. The transcript is spliced from 4 exons. Bases 1 to 726 code for a protein of 241 amino acids. Lineage: Eukaryota; Fungi; Ascomycota; Sordariomycetes; Hypocreales; Nectriaceae. The record is from RefSeq and is a predicted model, not a curated record.